Messenger RNA from Didymodactylos carnosus, 585 nucleotides. Lineage: Eukaryota; Metazoa; Rotifera; Eurotatoria; Philodinida; Philodinidae. The record is from the annotation of a GenBank genome assembly.
AUGACUGCUACAACUGAUUACAGCAAUCAGGAAUUAGUUUUCGUUCGAUACUCGGCCUGUGAGGAAGAUGGCUCAUGUUUAUUCGAUACAAUAAGAAAAAUUAUCAACAACGGUUGGACAACACAAGACUAUAGAAAUUUAGCAGCAGAAAAACUAAAAAAGAAGUAUUCAUCAGAUGUCGAAAUCAACGGCAGACCGCGUGAUGAAUAUCGUCAGUUCAUUACACAAAAAGGAUCUUGGGGUGGUGCAGAUGACUUACAAAUAUUCGUUGAACACUUUUUAAUUGAUUUUCGCGUUUUAAUUUUGAAAGAUGCAAGAAUUACAAGUGUUCAAUCAUCUGGUGAACAUUUAAAUAAUUUAAUAGGGUUUGCAUAUUUAUUGUAUGAUUGUGACAAAAAACAUUACGACCCAUUGAUUUUAUUUAAAACUGAUGGAACCCUCAUUGGUACAGUAUUUGAAAAUAAUUCGUCUAAUUACAUUGAAUCGAUACUUCAAGCUACAUUUAUCCACAGAAUUAAUUCGACAGGCAUUAUACCAGCGGCAUCUUGUUUUAAACUAUCAGAAAUUUACAGCAGUAAUGGUUAG